AUGGCUCCUCCAUUACGCCCCUCGGCUAUAGCGAGAGCGAGAGUCGGAGCGCCGCAGCAAUGGACAUGCAGGUCGAGACAUUCAAUGCCGAUGAGGAAUGCCACAACACACGACGAUCCCAACACCGACACACUCACCGCCAUGAUGAGCUUCAUCUCCAUGUUCGUCUACACUUCGUCGCAUAGUUGCCGUCGUUGUUACCCCCAGUCGCAUUUCCACUUCCACAGAAGACAUCGGGCGUCUGUAGCUCAACGGCCAGGUACGAGCGACAAUGUCGCCAGCUGCAUCAGCAACAGUCGCAGCUCUUUGAGCUCCUCUUACCAACAACGACGUCACUUCCACAACUACUUCGUGACCCACCUUCCCUCAUCCUCCGUCCACCCGGAUCCUCGCAUGCGCUCCGGCCCACACCACAAGCUCCCACGCAGCGCCUCAACGCCGCACACUCCUGGCCCAGACGAGGCCAGCCCAGCCUCCGCCCCGGAUCCCAUUAGGUCGCCGGCCGCUCGCGAGCUGACCGUCGUGCGCAUCCCGCUGCGCAGCGCCAAGCACCACUUUGGCGCACACAACUCGCGCGGCCAGCGCAAAUACAACGAGGACACCAACCAGGCUGGCACCAUCGACCUGCCGGCCUUUGCAAGGCGUGUACCCGUCAGUCUGUCGCGCUCGUCUGCCAGAACUACAGGUGAGGGGAGCGUUGCGGACAGCAAGAGUAGCGGAGAUCCGCAGAUAUUCUAUUUUGGUGUCUUUGACGGCCACGGGGGCACCGAAUGUUCCGAGUUUCUGAGGGAUGAGUUGCAUUCCUACAUCGAGGACGCUGCCGUGCGGUUUGGGCUAGGCAGUAGUCUUCGCAGGGACUCACCGAGUGGCAACGCCAGCGGCAUUGUUAGCGGUGGUUGGAGUUCUGGUGAUGAAGGGGCCGAGACAAGGCAGCACGACGAUAAGAAGCGAGGGGUGGAUAUCAAAGGGCCAGAAGACGUCAAGUCGCGGAUGAACAUUCCCGAACCCAACCAGGAGGGUCGCAUUAUUGGCAACAAGCCUCCGACGUCAGAGCCAAUAGAGAGUAUCGAUCCCCAGCCAGUAACUGCAGAUGUUCCCUCAGCGCUACUCCUCGAGCGGGAACUGCUCGAUGAAUACAAAAACACGGUCGGGGGAUACUUCCGACGCUUCAAGCCUGCACACUUCAGCAUCACCAAGAGCUCACUAGAAUCGACCUCGGACCCAUCAACGGACGCGACCGAAACGCCAGGCACAGACGUUACGAUCGAGUCGGUGUUGACCUACGCCUUCCUCCGGGCUGAUCUAGACUUCAUCACGGCCCAAGCCCGCAAGCCGGACCCGGAUGAUCCCAAGCUCGCCGAGUCGCCCGUCAAUAACGACGAGGUCCUUGGCGCACCCCACCACGUGGCCCCCGACUCGGGACGACGACACCGCAUCGGCGGCCCCACGCGCUUCAAGGGUGGCUCGACAGCCUCGGUCGCCCUCAUCUCGACCCCGACGCCCGCCCCCUUCUGGCAGCCGUCGGCCAGCAGCACCCUCAUGGUGGCCCACGUCGGCGACACGCGCGCGCUGCUCUGCGAGACGGCCACGGGGCUCGCCCGCGCUCUGACGUCGGACCAUCACCCGUCGUCGCCCGCCGAGGCCCGACGCCUGAGCCGCUUCCUUGGGUCCAGCGUCGCCACCGACUCGUUCGGCGAGGAGCGCUUCAGCGGACUCGCCAACUCGCGAGCCUUUGGCGACCUGCAGAGCAAGCGCGUCGGCGUAUCGGCCGAGCCCGAGCUGUGCCGCACCGAGAUGGGCCCCGCCGAAUACAGCUUCCUCGUACUGGUCAGCGACGGCGUCUCAGGCUCGCUGUCGGACCAGGAGAUUGUCGACGUCGUCAAGGAGGCCAAGACCCCGGAGCAGGGCGGCCGCGACGUCGUUGACUACGCCACCGAGGUUUCGGCAGACGGAGACAAUGCCACUUGCCUCGUCGUGCGUCUAGGCGGCUGGGAGCGCCGGAGCGAGGGUGGGCUCGGCAGUCUUGGUACCAAGGAGAUACGCGAUAUCCGCAGGACCGAGGCGCAGAACCCGAGAGGCAGGAGGAGAUGA
This is a messenger RNA of Pyricularia grisea, 2091 nucleotides long. RefSeq lists its product as uncharacterized. The coding region runs from base 1 to 2091 and encodes 696 amino acids. The transcript has a single exon. The record is from RefSeq and is a predicted model, not a curated record. NCBI's taxonomy places the organism in Eukaryota, Fungi, Ascomycota, Sordariomycetes, Magnaporthales, Pyriculariaceae. Gene Ontology annotation, biological process: protein dephosphorylation. Gene Ontology annotation, molecular function: protein serine/threonine phosphatase activity; cation binding.